This is a messenger RNA of Racocetra persica, 2316 nucleotides long. The record is from the annotation of a GenBank genome assembly. NCBI's taxonomy places the organism in Eukaryota, Fungi, Glomeromycota, Glomeromycetes, Diversisporales, Gigasporaceae.
GAUAAAGGAAUUAUUUCUAGGAGUAGUGGAAGUUUACGAAGAAGUUGGAGUGCUAUAAGAAAACAAAAGAGAGAUAUUGAACAAAUGGUUACUUUAAAUGAAGCUUAUUCAAUUAUUCAUUUAUGUGCUGGGGAAGUAUUAUCAAGAGGAUUAGGUGAAGAUAAUUUAUUCUCACCUGUUGAUAAUGAGGAUAACCCUGAUGAGGUCAGGUACCUUAUCAAUUGCCUUUUACGUGAAAAUCAUACGGAAUUCGAAGAUGAACUUAAGUUUCAAGACAUUCGUAAUAUAGUCUCAGGUAUUAGGUGGACUCUUAGAAGAUGUGUCACUAGUAUAGUGACAUAUAAGAAUUACGAAAAUUUUGUUCGCUUAGAAAGUGAAUUACAAUACGAUGCACGUAAAGGCAUAUUCAAUCAAUUCUUAUCCAAUCUUUCAAAACCAAGUCAAGCAAUUCUUCUGGAAUUAUUUGAAUUAUUUUCUCAAGUAAUGACUCAAGCUCAUAUAAACAAAAUUCCUGCUCAAAGAGUACUCAAAUCAAUGGCUCAUUAUAUUAUCGGUGAUAAAGAAUUAAAAUUUGAAAAUUUUAGUGCUGCUUAUACAAAAUGGUUAAGAUGCUCUAACGCAUGUACUCAUUUAUUCCUUGCUUAUUUACGUGAAAGAGCUUGUUCUGCUAGCCUUCCUCCUCGUUUAAAUAUUUUAUUGGAUGGUUAUGUUCAAUUUCGUAAAAAAUCAAGAUCUUCUCCUGAUUAUCAUCAUCCUUUAGCCGAUAUUACUAUUGAAGAUUUACAAUUAAUUAUUAGACCAAAAAAACAACGCCAGAAGAAUAAUGUAAUCCCUCGACAGAUUGAUUCUAUAAGGAAUAGUGGUCUAUCUCGUCAAUUCGAUCCCACAAAGAAUAAUAACGAUCCUACAAAGAUUAAUAAUGGUGUUUCACGACGAUCCGGUUCAUUAACCAUUGCUGAAAUGUUUCCUGAUAUUGCCGAAUCUUUGGAUUCUCUAAGACGAAAAACUACUUAUCAAAAUUUGGAAAAUAUUAUUGAAGAUUCUCAAACUGCCGCUCAAAAAUGGGAUGAAUUACAAAUUAAAGGAUUUAAUGUCCUUUCUGAAGAAGCUUUAAAAUUAUUCUUUGCUUAUGAUGAUAGAAGUUCAAAUCCUUGUGCUAGUAUUGUAAGAAGACGUAGUAGAAAAUUUAAUAAGAAAAAUUUUGAUCAAAGAUUUUUAGAAAUUCUUCCAAAUAUUGAAAUUGAUAGUGAAACAUUAAGAGAUAGUUUUUUUCAAUCUGGUGGAAAUAAUUCUAAAGUUUCUUUACGUGCAACUGUUGUAUGGGAUGAAUUUGAAAAAAAAGGUUUUAGAGAUUCUGUUGAUACUAAUUCAAAUGCCCUUAGUCUUUGUUCUACCUUAGGACCAUCAACUACUUCUGUACCUAUAUCCGAAGUAACUGAAACUGAAGUAACCAAUUUUGAAGUUAAUGAAAUUAAUGAAAUUAAUCAACCGCUAUCGCAAAAUAAUGAAGAAAUACAAAUACGAACUCAAGAAAGAUCUUUACCUAUAAAUCGUCGUACUAAACGGAAAAAUAAACCUUUUAGAAAAACUUUUUGCUUUUUAUGUGUACGUCCUGGUUCAAGUUUUUCAGGUUUUUCCGUUACAAUGGAAACGGACGAAGAUCAAGAUGUAACAAAAGAUAAUUUUAUGGAUUCUCACGUGACCAUAGAACCUAUUAACAAUAGUUUCCCAUACAUGUGGGUCGAAUCUAGUGCUAAUGAGAGAAAUAAAAAAGAACCUUGGGAAUGGGUUUUUGUCGAACCUCGAGAUGAGAGACAUGAAACUGAAUGGAUAAUGUUUGAAGAUAAAAAACGAUUCUUUUCCGAACGAGAAAAAGAAAAACGUAGAACGCGUAAAAGAUCUCUUUUGAACGCUUUAAAUACAAUUAAUGCUAAUAUGCCAUGGUCAAAAUCUAAUCGUAGAAAUCGACCAAAUAAAUUUAUAAAUAAGAUAAAGACUUCGAUUCAACAAACUCGAUCAAGUCCAACAAGAAUUCCACCAGAAAGUGAACUUGAAUUACGGAAUUCAAAAGAAAAUGGUGAAGGUUCAGGUUCAUCACUAAUAUCACAUGGAUAUGAUAAUCUUUCAGUUUCUUCAUUGGCAUAUAAUCAAGAUCAAUAUAAUGAACAAUCUUAUGUGUUAGCGAGCAGAAGAAUUUUACAACCACAACAAUCAAAUUAUCAUAUGUUAACUGAGGGACCAUCAUAUUCAUCAUAUCAAAUGCCUAUUAUACAAUCAAAAAAACAAGAAAUGAAUAGGGAAAUUAUUAAAUUUUAA